UCCUGCAAACAGAAGAACCCGAUGAGGAAGCGGACGUUCUCCCGUCCGAUGGCGGAACCGGAGAACCGGAAGCCUCAGAAGACGUUCCUGCAGCAGCAACAGCUGGAGAACCGAACAACGCAGGACAAACCGGGGGUUUUCUGGACCGGGCGGCGCCCGGCGCUGCGGCAGCCCCAGAUGUUCUGCCAGCUGCUGAAGAGCCUGACAAGGUUCCACAGACUCGGGUCCAGGACAGUGAAUCACAAGAAGUUCUGUUUGAGAACGUCGCAGCUGCAGAUGGAACGUCUGGAUCUGUCCGUGUCUCUGCUGUGGACGAGGAAGCCGGGCUCACGCUGGUCCAGGAGAACCCGACAGAACCCAGUCAGGUUCCAGCUGAGGCUUCGGACCGGACAGAAUCUGGACCGGCGAUGGCCCCGCUGGAGGACGACCGUGAGACGGGGACAGCGGACGAGUCUAGUCGGGUGGGGCCCCGGCCCCCUGCAGGACCGGCCCGUCCCGCCCAGGGCCCGGUUCAGGACCCAACAGGACCGGGGAAGGCCGGAGGGGGAGAGAACCCGGGAACGCUGCAGCAGGAACCCAGAACCGAGACGCCAGAGGACGAGCAGCCCGAUCAGGACGUGUGGCUGGACGCCGAGGAAGACCUCGACCCCCCAGCAGCACCGGGACCAAGAACCCCGGAACCUGGACCAGAAGCCUCACCCGAUCUCCAAGCUGGAGCCGGACGGGUCCAGAAGACGGAGCAAGGAACCGAGAGCGACGAGGACGGGGACGGGGAUGAGGACGAGGACGGGGACGAGGACGACUUCAGCAUCGCGCCGGAACAUCUGCAGGUUGCCAAGGAGACCAGCUGACCAGAGGCGGAGCCGGCGCUGGCUGCAGCCAGACCGGCGUCAGACCUCCAGAACCGCGGUCCAGAACGGAACGAAGAACCGGCGAUCUGAGAGACCAGAACCCACAGCGGCGCUGCAACCAAUCCUGGACUAACCCAUGACACCCGUCCCCAAGACUGGCGCCAACAGAGCCCCACCAGAACCCCACCAGAGUCCUGCCGGAACCCCACCAGAACCCCACCAGAACCCCACCAGAGUCCUGCCGGAACCCCACCAGAUCCCCACCAGAGUCCUGCCAGAACCCCACCAGGACCCCACCAGAGUCCUGCCAGAACCCCACCAGGACCCCACCAGAGUCCUGCCAGAACCCCACCAGGACCCCGUGUGCCGCAGCCA
Molecule: messenger RNA, 1226 nt
Organism: Salarias fasciatus (jewelled blenny)
Lineage: Eukaryota; Metazoa; Chordata; Actinopteri; Blenniiformes; Blenniidae
Product: clumping factor B-like
Exons: 2
Coding region: 408-851 (147 amino acids)
Source: RefSeq, a predicted model, not a curated record